This is a messenger RNA of Rhagoletis pomonella (apple maggot), 889 nucleotides long. It is a transcript of the gene Fer3, whose product is annotated as protein Fer3. The transcript is spliced from 2 exons. Gene Ontology annotation, biological process: regulation of transcription by RNA polymerase II; developmental process. Gene Ontology annotation, molecular function: DNA-binding transcription factor activity, RNA polymerase II-specific; protein dimerization activity; RNA polymerase II transcription regulatory region sequence-specific DNA binding. Bases 198 to 788 code for a protein of 196 amino acids. NCBI's taxonomy places the organism in Eukaryota, Metazoa, Arthropoda, Insecta, Diptera, Tephritidae. The record is from RefSeq and is a predicted model, not a curated record.
GCAUUCCAAUUUCAACUUCCAACCAGAAUUGUAUUUGAAAGCCCAAAGUGUCCAGUUGUAAAAUUAAAGACAGUAAACGGUGUGAUUGAAAUCUAGUGAACUAAAAAAAUAACUACAUACAUACAUACAUACCAUAAAUAAAGACAUAUACACCGCCCGCGAUAAAACGAACCGUCGAAACCGUGGAGUUGUAUAGAAUGCAACACCAUCCUGACCCGACUUACAUGCCGGAAGUACCCUUUCAGCCUUUAUGGGGGCAGGAAGCGCCUCCGCCGCCUCCAAUUGUGCCAUAUCAGGAAUUAAUUGCGGGUUUUCCGUGCACCGAUUUAGCCCUUUGGCAACGCUCACAGGUCACCAGUUUAGUCAGCAGUCAGCGUUCGUCGAACAAUCGCAACAAUAACAAUUCAGAAUCGAGCAACGGUAAUCCAACGAAGAAGACGCGCCGGCGAGUGGCAUCUAUGGCACAGCGACGAGCGGCCAAUAUUCGCGAACGCCGUCGGAUGUUCAAUCUGAAUGAAGCUUUCGACAAGCUGCGACGCAAAGUUCCCACAUUCGCCUACGAGAAAAGGCUAUCGCGCAUCGAAACACUACGCCUGGCAAUCACCUACAUCGGCUUCAUGACCGAACUCCUGACAGGCGCUCCAAUGCCGACGCAUAAGCAGCGAUCGGCCGAAAUUUAUGCUGGCAUGAACGGACACCAUCAUCCGGCUGCCAUGGGCCAUCAUCAUCUCCACCCGGCGGCUUUUCAAAGGGACUUCGUAUCGCCCUAUAGCCACAGCUUAAGUUAAGGGGCCGGGACAGUGGAGAAUAUGCAAUGGUUUUACCUUAAAACUCAGUUUUCAUUUUGUUGGUAUAUGUGUAGUUUUUGUUUUUUAAUCACCAAAUAAAA